Molecule: messenger RNA, 1363 nt
Organism: Cuscuta campestris
Lineage: Eukaryota; Viridiplantae; Streptophyta; Magnoliopsida; Solanales; Convolvulaceae
Source: the annotation of a GenBank genome assembly
GCUCACCCACCCUAGUUCCGUUUGCUACCUUUUUUCUGUCGCAUUGGGUAAGCGCCCAAAGCCACCUUCCCAGGCCAAGGAAACGCUGCGCCAUGCACAACAUUUCCGCCUCCGCAAUUUCGUAUCUUUUUGCCGAAAGGUAAUUCACAAACUAAUUAGGUCAAAUUUGCCACCAGAUGAUUUGUGAUCGGCGAUCAAUUUGUGAUUAAUGAGUUGAAAUCGGGGGCGAUCGAAUGGGAACGAUUUCGGGUCAGAAUGAUGUUCCCCGCUGGUCACAUUUCAUCCUCGCCCUUCUUUUCGCGUUCGCUUGCGCUGCCGCCAGGUUCCUCCUUGACAAAUUCAUCUUUCGUAGGCUUGCCGUUUGGCUUGUGAGAAAUGGACCUACUACCAAUCGGAGGGUGAAUGAGACUACAAGAGCCAAAGUUGCAAAAUGCUCUGAAUCCAUGUGGAAACUAACAUACUAUGCCACUGUUGAGUUUUGGGUCCUAAGUACCAUCUACUAUCAGCCAUGGUUUGUAGAUAAUAAGCAAUAUAUCAGAGGCUGGCCAGAUCAUGAGCUUCAGCCUUCCAUAGCACUUGUCUAUAUGUGUCAAUGUGGUUUCUAUAUCUAUAGCAUUGCUGCGCUCCUUGUGUGGGAAACUCGCCGCAAAGAUUUUGCCGUCAUGAUGUCUCAUCAUAUAAUUACUGUUAUGCUGAUUUCAGGCUCAUACAUGACAAGGUUCUUUCGAGCUGGAUCUGUUGUUCUGGCACUACAUGAUGCUAGUGAUGUCUUCAUGGAAGCUGCUAAAGUGUUUAAAUACUCUGAGAAGGAAUUUGGAGCCAGCUUAUUCUUUGGACUAUUUGCAGUUUCCUGGCUUGUUCUAAGGCUUGUUAUUUUCCCAUUUUGGGUUAUAUGGUCCUCAUGUUACUACAUGAUAGAGGUGCUGAGGCUAUCAGAGCUCUUGUCUCAUGUGUUACUAUACUAUGCCUUCAACACUAUGCUGUUGACCCUCCUUGUCUUCCACCUCUACUGGUGGAUUCUUAUAUGCUCAAUGAUCAGAAGACAGUUGAAAAACAGAGGGCAAGUCGGGGAAGAUAUACGAUCUGAUUCAGAAGGUGAAGACUAGUUUGGUGGGGAUAUGGUUUCUGACUCCUUUACCUUAAGAUGGCAGCAGCCUUGGAAGAUUGGUUUAACACUAGUUGUGUUGUUGUAGGUUUGGUUCUCCAUCUAACUGUGACAUUUUGUCUUGAAGGUUGGUAUUUUUCCUCUUCAAGAGACAUAGUGGUUACAAUGUAAAGCACAUUCCCUCCCCCCGCAAAAAUUGUGUGUUUUUGCUCUUCAAGGUUUGCCUCUUAGAAACUGAACUAAAUUUAGGGACAUUUU